UCUUUCUUACGUUGUUGGGACCAGCCAAUGUGAAGAACAGAGCUUGCUUUUCCUUUUGUUUGGUUUAAGAAAGAAAGAAACUUUUCAGAAUUUCAGUUGUACUAAUUCAAACCAAACCAAACUGGGUUUUCAUUGGUUUCUGGGUUUCUUCAAAUUAUGGAAAGAGAUUUUUUGAGUCUUUGCUCAAAAGAAUCAUCACCUGAGAUUAACAAUGAAGGGUCAAAAAACUCAGGUUUUUCAAAUGUUUCAGCAGUAAAAUGGCCUUUCUUGAACAAAGUCGCUGUUCAUUCAUAUUUGACGCCUUUUAAAGUUUCUGAAGACGAUAAGGCUAAAAUGAUAUCUUCUGGUUUCAUACAGAACUCUUUCAAACACGAUGGACAAGUUGGCAUUCAUUUUUCUGUGAAUCAGUAUCCUGUACAACACAAUGUGAAUUUUAUGAAUCGUCAUCAUGAUGUGAAGAUGUUUCCAAUUUCCAAUCAAGCAAAUUCACUUUCUGCGGUACAUCCGCUCCUAAAAAAUCAUCUUGCAACUUUUGGUCAGAAUAUAAAUGGUGCUAAUGCGAAGCAAUCACUACUUGGUGGAUUACCGGUUACCGCACCUCAUUCAGUUCUUCCGAUCGUUGGUACUGUUGCCGGUUUGGUUGAACCAUGUGAGAAACCAUCUGCACCUGCUCCUCAACUUACCAUGUUUUAUGGCGGUACUGUGAACAUCUUCAAUGAUAUCACUCCUGAGAAGGCACAAGCCAUCAUGUUGUUGGCUGGAAGUGGCUUAUCUGCAGCUUCAAACAGGGCUCAACCUGAAGUUCAGGCAUCUAGCUCGAAAUUCGCAUCAGGUGAUGAUGGUUUGCCUAUAAGUCCACCUGUAUACAUACCACCCUGCUCUGGUAUUUCAAGUCCUUUAUCUGUUUCUUCACACACUGGUCCACAGCCAGGGAGUGGCUCAAGUAGCAGUGAUGAGUUUAUGGCUGCUAAAACAUCUAGAGGCCCUACUCCUACCACAUCUGCUUGCAAAGUUGUGACUCCAAAAGUAGUCAAUGCAACCACCAUGAUUCCAUCAGCUAUACCGCAAGCUCGCAAAGCAUCAUUGGCUCGAUUUUUGGAGAAGCGCAAGGAAAGGGUGAUGAGUACAGCACCAUAUAACCUCAACAAGAAAUCUGAGGAUGCACAAAUGCCGAAUUCAAUGGGUGCUAACAUCUCUGCGACCACUGGUACUGCUAAUAUGCUGGUAGCAAACCAAGGAUAACAGUAAGUAACUCCUUCUUAUAGAAGGAGAUUACAUAAGAUGGAGAACAUUUGCUCCAACAUGUAACUUAAAAUAUUGUUAGAAGAUGACUCUAUUCUUCUUCCAUGAUUAAAACUUAUCCUGAGAUUGAUAUGUAUGUUUGAUACAUAGGUAGGCAUUUCCCUUAAAUAAUUUGUUGUGGGGGGGUCUUACCUUAUAUUAAGUGGUUGGAUUCUAUCAUAGCUUCCAACAGUAUAGCAUUAGCAUAGACCAUUAUGUAACUAUAUCUGACAAUCUGUUACAGAUAUGUUGGAGAAUUCAAACCAAGAUCGAAUAUAUAUACAUUUAUAUUUAGUUUUUAGAUUUUA
Molecule: messenger RNA, 1589 nt
Organism: Medicago truncatula (barrel medic)
Lineage: Eukaryota; Viridiplantae; Streptophyta; Magnoliopsida; Fabales; Fabaceae
Product: protein TIFY 6B
Exons: 7
Coding region: 157-1242 (361 amino acids)
Biological process (GO): response to wounding; regulation of defense response; regulation of jasmonic acid mediated signaling pathway
Cellular component (GO): nucleus
Source: RefSeq, a predicted model, not a curated record